This is a messenger RNA of Trametes versicolor FP-101664 SS1, 2982 nucleotides long. RefSeq lists its product as uncharacterized. Bases 1 to 2982 code for a protein of 993 amino acids. The transcript is spliced from 16 exons. Lineage: Eukaryota; Fungi; Basidiomycota; Agaricomycetes; Polyporales; Polyporaceae. The record is from RefSeq and is a predicted model, not a curated record.
AUGAACACAGAGUCCAGCCCGGCCGUCUCUCGGUCGUGUGCCAUCUAUAGAUCCGUACUUUCCGUCGCACGAGUAUAUCUGGCAAAACGUCCGCUUGCUAGGCUUCUCUCCACGUUCCUAUGCAGUGUGAUCAUCGUCAUACGACCAUUCUCCCGCCUUGGCGGACAGUAUGCCUUUCUCGUUCUAGCGUUGAAGGAGCUCAUCUUUGGCGUUCAAGAGAACCUCGCUCAGCAGCUCGAGCUUACGGUGCUCAAUAUUCUCGGGGCAUUGACCGGUAUUGGCGUUUCUACGCUCGCGAAGUAUAUCGCAUCACUCGCCGGUCAAGAUACCGUGGGUGCGCGAGCAACCUGCUUUAUCUUCCUGAUAUCAAUCAGUUUCUUUGCUGGAAUCAUCAAGAGUAGGCUCGUUCGCCUGCAGCUGUCAACACGUAUAUCGUGCUUCAUUUCUAUCUGGUUGCUCACCAAUGAUAUUGGCCUACCUGCGCAUGUACUCCCGGACUCUGGGAACUUCCUGUGGAUAACUCUGUCUGCGGCGGUUCUCUGUCUAGCCUCUCUGCUCAUCAUGAUGCUCUUCUUCCCGGGAUCGGCAACGAACUUCGAGUCCGAAACGGUGGUGACGUUCGCGUUGCUGGAACAAUGUCUCUCGACAAGCCUCCACCGCGUCGGCGCUCGCGAGACCAAGAUGCCAUAUUCACACUAUCGUCAACUUCACAGCCAGCUUCUGCAGCGGUCCGUUAAGCUGAACGAGUCUUACUCGCAAGCGGCUUUCGAGCUGCGUAUAGGUCGUCUCAGUCUGCAGUCUAUCCAUCCCUUCAUCGGCAUCGUCGAGCAUCUGCGUAGAGAGCUGGCUUGGGGUAUGGCGCCGCUGAAGCCUGCUCAGAGCAUCCCAGGGACACCGCAUUCUCCCCGUAGUGGUGCACCUAGCCUGUACGAACACACCAACGUCAUUCACCAGGACAGCACCUUCAUAUCCACGAUCGAGCCUCCCGCACUUACCCUUGCACACGCCGUCGUGGACGCUAUGAAGACCGUCGAACACCUCAUCUUCGCUACCUUCCGUCAGCGGUCUACAGGCAUGGCACCCCAGACCGUGCAGUCGGUGUCCGGAUCUCAGAAGGCCGCCGUUCAUGCCGCCGAACGACUUCUGAAGGUCGCGCGGGAUCAGAUGCGCGAAGUCUUGCGGCACGUUUUCGAUGAAGUCGAUAUGCAGCAGCGCGCGGAGGGAAAGCAUGCGCAUCUACCAAAAGAAAUCUUCGACUGCAGCGUCGCGGCCAUUGCUUUACUCCAGAUGGCUCAAGAGAUGAACCACGCGCUGCAGGUCGCAGAAAAUGUUGCCACACUCUACGAGGAGUCCUCUGCCCGCCUCUGGUACCCUCAUUUAUCACUGCAGUGGCUGGGAGUCCCCACUGGCCCCUUCAUCGGCGACGACAACGGCGACAUAGUUUUCGCAUCUGGGGGCGUAGCGGACGAGGGGAUCACCGACGUCGGUGGCGACGAGCGGCUGACCGUCAUGGAGGCGCGGCAGGGGCUCGCGGAGCGCGCGUUCUCGUUCACGCUUGUCAAGGGCCGCGCGCUCCCAGCCGGCGGCCUCUCGAUGCGGUACAAGACGUAUGCGGCGUCGGCAAGCCGGAUGGACCUGAAGCCGGGCGACGGAAAACCCUCGCGGCCCUGGACGUGGGGAUACUGGAGCGAGUACAUCAGCAUGCUGUGGUCGACGGAGCGCAUGCUGCGCGUGCGGGUGUGGCUGUCGAAGCGCCACCGCGCGGUGCAGCACUCGAGCCAUUGGCGGCAUGGGCUGAAGAACGCGAUCGGGGUCGCGGUGCUGACGUUCCCGGCGUUCAUGCCGGAGGGCUCCGCGGGGCGACAGUGGUUCCAGUCUUAUCGGGGUCAGUGGAUGACCAUCAGUUAUCUUUGGGUAUUGGAAACGAACACGGGCGCGACAUGGAGGACGGGAUACCUCCGAUUGUUCGGGACAUUGUUAGGCGCACUCUAUUCUUACGUGGCUUUUCUGAUCUGCGGCACGAACCCGUAUGGGUUAGUCGCGAUGGUCACGGCGUUUGAUAUACCCAUCACUUGGAUCAUAUUGAAAACGUCCGUGACGCCGCUAGCGGUGCCUGCUUCCGUCGCUCUCCCUCCGAUAUUGCUCGCGCCGUAUAUUCAUCCUGACCCCAGUCACACCAUCCUAGAGCUGGCCAGCAUCCGGGCGCUCAUGAUCGCUGCCGGCAUUGUCGCAGCGGUGCUUAUGAACAGCCUCCUCUUCCCGCGGCACUGCCGGGUCCUGUUCCUGUCGGAUACAAGCCGGACGCUCGGACUGCUCAGCAGCCUGUAUCUCACGCUCAGCCAUGACAUGUUCCGCGUUCAUCGCACGCGGAUGCACGAGGAGCGGCGGAAGACGUUGAAGCUUGAGCUGCAGAUCCGCAGUGCGCUAUACCGGCUCUCCGCACUCGUGAAGACGAUGCACGAUGAGCUCAGCCUCCUGCCAAAACCACUCCGCCACUACCGCCAAGUGAUCACCACCAUGCAGAAGUUGCUGGACCUUAUGACAGGCCUGCGAAAGAUCCGGGAAAACAUCCCGCGCAAGGAGACGGUCUCCAAUGUGUUCAAGGAGCGCCGUGAGUUCAUGUCCUGCGUAUGCAUCACGCUCUUCGCGUGCCAGCACGCGUUCCACGCGCGCGAGCCGCUGCCCCAGUUCCUGCCGUCCGCGCGCGCGGCGUUUGCGCACCUGGAGGCGCACGUGCAGGAGUGCAUCCACAAGGCGCGCGAGGCGGACGGGCACGCGCUUGGGCUGUCGCUCGUGUACGCGUUUGCGGAGCAGGAGGUGAUGCAGAACCUUGUGGACACGCUGGAAGAGCUGCUCGAGGUGACGGGGCGGUUGUUCGGCACGUCUGCGUGGCUCACGCAUGAGAGCCAUUUCUCGAGGACGAGCACGGUCGAGGAGGGCGAUCAUGGCUGGUACAGCACGUUCAAGUGGGAGCAGGAAUAG